CCCUAUUAAUACGGGCCCGGCCGCCGCGAACGCUUGAGCAACAGCGAGCUGCCACGCACCGACCAUCACGCAGCGGCGCGCGAUCGACCGAGCUCAUCCAGCCUCCAGCAAAGAUGGUGAACUUCAUCGAGGCGCAGAAGCCGCUGCUGUCACGGCUGAUGAAGAUGGCCGGGCUCCGCCCCAUCGAGGUGGAGCUGGAGCCUGGCACGACCAUGCACGUGUGGGCGCCCAAGCACCACGUCGGCAAGAAGGGCACCACCAUCAGCCCGCUCGAGCCUACCGCCGCCGCCGCCGACGCCGACGCCAAGAAGAAGAAGAAGACGACGACGAAGAAGAGGAGCCCGGAGUCGAGGCCCAACGUGGUGCUGAUCCACGGCUUCGCCGCCGAGGGCAACGUGACGUGGCAGUUCAACUUCGGCGUGCUGGUGUCGCGCUACAACCUGUACAUCCCGGACCUGAUGUUCUUCGGCAAGUCCACGACGUCGAGCGCGGACCGGUCCCCGGACUUCCAGGCGGCGUGCGUGGCCGGGGCGCUGGCGCGGCUGGGCGUGGCGCACUGCGACGUCGUCGGCUUCAGCUACGGCGGCAUGGUGGCGUUCAAGCUGGCCGAGGCGCGGCCGGACCUGGUGAGGUCGCUGUGCGUGUCCGGGUCCGUGGUGGCCAUGACGGACGCCGUGAACAGGGAGACCAUGGAGCGGUUGGGGGCGGGUUCGUCGGCCGAGCUGCUCAUGCCCGACACGCUCAAGGGGCUCAAGGCGCUUCUCUCCGUCUCCAUGUACAAGAAGAUGUGGUUUCCCGACAGGUUCUACAAGGACUACCUCAAGGUAAUGUUCACCAACAGGAAGGAAAGGAUGGAGCUGUUGCAGGGGCUGAUAACUAGCAACAUGGACGCCAAGAUCCCAGUAUUCCAACAGAAAAUAAUGCUGCUGUGGGGCGAGGAGGACAAGAUCUUCAACAUCGAGCUCGCCAAGAAGAUGAAAGAGCAGCUGGGCGACAACUGCUUCCUGUACGGCAUCCGCAAGGCCGGCCACCUGCUCCACGUCGAGCGGCCGUGCGCCUACAACCGCCAGCUCCAGAGGUGGUUCGCCUACGUCAACUCCACGGCUGCCGGAGACCAGGCCAGCUGAUGGAUCGAUACAACUACACGCAAGCGCCCUGCUCCUCAUGCCCGUUUCAUCAGUUGAUAAUAUAUGGCGUGACCGGUCCUUUCUCCAUGCACCUGUGUAUUGCCGUGUUGUGUUAUUCAUGUCAGUUGUUGUUCCGAAGAAAGAAGACGUAGGUAGCCAACACGCUGUGUGUAGCUAGUGUGUGCUGAGCUGGCCAUGGUGCAUGGUUCGAUCAGUACGUGUACUUCAAGUGUAGACCUCGGUCUCGUCGUACGUGUGGACUCAUUCGUUUGGAUUAAAUUCUUUGUAUAAGACAACAAUACAUGCAGUAUGAUGAAUGAGUGUAAUGUACACAAUACUGCGUACAA
Molecule: messenger RNA, 1474 nt
Organism: Sorghum bicolor (sorghum)
Lineage: Eukaryota; Viridiplantae; Streptophyta; Magnoliopsida; Poales; Poaceae
Product: lipase 3-like
Exons: 4
Coding region: 114-1127 (337 amino acids)
Source: RefSeq, a predicted model, not a curated record